AUGCUCGCGCGGGAUGGUUUGGUUUUCGUGUCCUAUGUCUCGGACGGCUUUCACGAGUUCGCGUUGAAUUGGCUGAAGUUGUUGCGCAAGGCCAAGGGAGCGCAGCCGAACGAAAAGGAUGAGAACAUCGUCAUGCUCGCUCUGGACGAAGCCACGGAGCGAUUUUGCGAGCGGCACUCCAUGCCAUGUUUUGGGGGCGCGAAUUAUAGGUACAAAGGAGGGGUCAUGGCCACCGGAGGCACGGCGCUCGGCGACGCUUCCGGCGCGCGACAGGCGGCGAGCGUGGCAGAAGCCGCCAAGGCGAUGCGCGAAAUGACGACGCUGCGGGUGAAGCUCUUGCUCGAUCUUCUCGACCGUGGACACGAUGUAUUAGUGAGUGAUGCUGACGUGGCUUGGUUGAGAGAUCCCAGGGAAUGGAUGCGCGAGGCGAUGACAGACGUCGACGUCGCCGCGAGCACGGAUUGUCUCAACGCUCGCGACGACGACGAAGGAAAGUGUUGGGGAGCGCCGACAAACACGGGGAUUCUUUACUUUAACGCCACGGAGCCGGCGAAAAAGUUCAUAGCUGAUUGGGUCGAUGGGAUGGAAAAAGCCACGGAAGAUACCACGGAGAGAGACCAAGAGAUUUUCAAUAAACUGCUCAUCAAACGAUCCUCCACAUCGGAAUCGCGCGAGAUCAAAAGGCGCGUGCGCGUGAAACGACUCGAGGGAGGCGUUCAGUUUGCGCUGUUGCCAAUGCGUCUCUUCGCUUCGGGACACACGUAUUUCGUUCAACGAUUACACGAGCGCGAAACAAGACUGGAUGAACAGCCGCUGUGCGCGCACGCAACUUUUCAAUUUUCGCAAGUACACGGCAAACGCCAACGUUUCCGCGAGCACGGUUUGUGGGAUGUCGAAGAGGACGAUUAUUACACACAAGGCAACUUUAUCGCCAUGAGCGAUGAAUUACCGAGCGUCUGGAACGCGACUGGCGUGCAUAAUCAUCUCCUCGCCGCCGCGUGGUAUCGCGCCUCGAUUAGAAACCUUCUAGCGCUCGGUCGAGUGUUGAAUCGUACGGUGAUUUUGCCACGCAUCACGUGCAUGUGCGAUAGGUAUUGGGGCCAUGCGUUACCUUCGUGCGCGAUAGGUUACCUGCAUCCACCGUUCGUAGGAUGUCCGCAGGAUCACAUCAUGAACCUGCCGGCGAUGGAGAAGGGUGGGGCAAACUUUAGAGAGUGGUCGUUUCUCGACAACGCGCGAACGUCAGACGCCAUAAGAAACAGCGUCGCGGAGGUGUCGACAGUAGACAAAGAUUCAGAAGCAAAAUACGCACUCGGUCCGUUUGCGACCGACACGCAGGUUCUGAAAUCUCUAGGCUCUGCCCGAGAGCGAGUGCUCGUCGUCGAUGGUGCGUUGACGUCGUUUUGUGCGUUUGACAGCGAAGCAUCUUCUCCCGCGGCGAAAAGCUUUGAUUCGGAUAUGAACAUCGCGCUAAAAGCGGAAUCUUGGUUUUGUGGUCCCGAGGACGCAAAAGGGGUGAAGUGCGCCAUCGGAUUCCCAGUUCCCAAGCCCACAAGCGAACUCCGCGGCGAAUGCGCCCGUCUUCGGUCUGUUGCGAAAACGUUCAGCUCGCAACCUCAUUCGCUCCUGUCCAACUUCUUCGUGAACUACGGCCAAGACGAUAAAAGUAACGUAUUCGGGAUCCCUAAAGAUAGUAGUAGCGCACGGCAGAACGCAUCUGCGUUCGAUAUCGACUUAGACGACGUAGACACACACCCGUUCGCUGUUGACGAAUAA
Ostreococcus lucimarinus CCE9901 is the source of this 1776-nucleotide messenger RNA. RefSeq lists its product with no specific name. Lineage: Eukaryota; Viridiplantae; Chlorophyta; Mamiellophyceae; Mamiellales; Bathycoccaceae. The coding region runs from base 1 to 1776 and encodes 591 amino acids. The transcript has a single exon. Gene Ontology annotation, biological process: cell wall pectin biosynthetic process. Gene Ontology annotation, cellular component: Golgi apparatus. The record is from RefSeq and is a predicted model, not a curated record. Gene Ontology annotation, molecular function: arabinosyltransferase activity.